GUGACAUAUUCGAAAAAGAAAAAUAUCGUCGAUUGUGAUUUAUUUGUACUUCGCAGUUCUAAGUUUUUUUUUCCACAAAAAAAAUCAUCCGUGUCAUUAGCUACCAAAGAAAGGUUUAAAGCUUAGUAUUUAAGUAAUUAUCGUACGCUAGAAAUUAAAAAAAUCAAAAACAAUGAGUGUGGAACUGAAUAAAGUUGUAAUUUUCCUAUUUGUCCUUGCCAUUGGAAACUGUGCACCGCAAAGAGAUAUUUCUAUUGAACCAAGUAAAGUGAAUCAACAAGUUAGCUAUGAAUUAGUGACCCCAGAUCAGGCCUCUGAACCGGUUAAUCCAAUUAGCCAAGAUACGACAGUGCCGCCAUCUACAACAUCUACCAAAGGUCCGGAUACAACCACUGAUCCGCCAAAAACUACUACAAAGGCUCCGGACACAACCACUGAUCCACCAACCACUACUACAAAAGCUCCCGACACCACCACGGUUACAACUCCGUCAACCCCGACAACAAGUACAACCACUUCAACAACUCCCGUCCCUACACCAACAACACCACCGACACCGACACCAUCAACUUCAACGACAACUCCGGCACCUCCGACUCCAAAACCGGAGCCAAUACCGUGUCGUCGCUUCGACGGUCCAUCAUUUAUCGGUGGCAUCGUAUUGACCGUUGGUUUGAUUGCAAUCUCAUUCGUUGUAUGGAAAUUCUACAAAUCGCGAACAGAACGUAAUUAUCACACCCUAUAAGGGUUAGAGUUCGAAUAUGUUGCAGAUGAAUUUCAAUGAAAUGAAAAUUUCGAUAAAAGAAAAGAGAAAAUUCUGAGCGAGUAGAUUUUCCCCAAUUUUUUCCGAUUUGUUUAUUUUAAAAUUUGAUUUUUUUGUACAAUCAUCUGCAACGGGCUUUGGUUCGGUUAUGUUUUCGGUUUCGAUUAAUUUCCGUUUUUUUUUAUUUAACGAUCUGAAUCUUUAAUGUGAACGCUCAAAAAAUGAUUUUCGUUUGUUGUUUUUCGGGGUGGAAAUAAUUAGGUCUGAUUUUUACUAUUAUUUUCUGAUUAUAAAUGUUUUGCAAAACAAAAAAUACAAAAAAUGUAUAAUCCUAAAUGAAGAAUAUCUCACACACACGCAAAUAUUAUUGUACAAUCUUCACUUGAAUAUGUAUGCAAUGGAAAAAAGUUAAUUUAUCAAAUUAGUGCUGCUGCAAUUGUAAUUGAUUUUAACACUAAAAAUGUACAAUCUCACUAAACAUGAACGUUGAUUUCAAUAAAAAGAGUUAGUAAGACAAUUUACACAUCCACUUCAUACUAAACAUAUUGAUGUUCCCAAAGGCAGAAUAUUAAAUGUCUUUUUUGUGAAUAUUUUAAACCGAAAUAUUCGUUUCGUUGAACAUCCAGGGCAUAUUUGUAAGGAACAAUUUUCUCGAAAUUUCGCAGUUUUCUGAAAUUUCUUCUCAUUUUCUCACAAUUUUUCGUUAUCAAUUGAUAUCCUUGUAAGACAAGGUACGGAACAGAAGGCCCAAGCAGAAGAGGAAUCUACUUUCAAGAAAUCGUUUUGUCAAAUUGUGGAUAAAGAUUUCUGAAAUUUAUCAUGAAAAUUCUCGUGGUCGGAAUGGCCCAGAUCCUAAUAAUGAGCAAUAUUUCACCAAAUUGCACUAACAAAAAUCACUAAAUUUGUUGAACUUGGGUGAUAAUUAGCGAAAUAUUUCUUAAUCUGAGGCCCCGUGACAAUAUAAGGCGUUGAUAAAUUCUGUCAAAAUUUUAGAAAAUCACGUAGCAUCGCAAAGCCACGCGAAAGACCUAGUGAAAGCUGUUGUUCCCAUUACGACAGAGAAGACAAGUUUGCAUUAAGCCUCUUUUCAGCCGCUAUGUAAAGCUAAAGUGAGCAAAUAAAUCUGCUGAAAAUAGGUUCUCUUGCCGGUACUCAGAUAACAUUUCCAAAUCAACAUUUCUUAUGUACAUGGAGCCGAUAAAUUAUAGAAAAUAAAGAAAUAUUAAGGAAUUUAGGCAAAGUUAGACAAA
This is a messenger RNA of Bradysia coprophila, 2013 nucleotides long. RefSeq lists its product as uncharacterized. Lineage: Eukaryota; Metazoa; Arthropoda; Insecta; Diptera; Sciaridae. Gene Ontology annotation, cellular component: cytoplasmic vesicle. The record is from RefSeq and is a predicted model, not a curated record.